Bolinopsis microptera is the source of this 3342-nucleotide messenger RNA. RefSeq names its product thrombospondin-1-like. The record is from RefSeq and is a predicted model, not a curated record. Lineage: Eukaryota; Metazoa; Ctenophora; Tentaculata; Lobata; Bolinopsidae. Bases 20 to 3001 code for a protein of 993 amino acids. The transcript is spliced from 19 exons.
CAUUUAUUGUUGAAGCACAAUGUCUAUUGCAAUAGCAAGUUUGCUUCUGGUCCUCGUUCAGCUUUACACUACAGCAGGGCAGGACUGGUAUGUACCACCAGCAAAAAACGAUGUACCAGAUAAACGCUGUCAAGAUUCUAAGUUUGGCUCGGAGCACAACUACUGUGAUAUGUGGAAAUUCCUUGGUUUCUGUGACUUGAUGGAGGAGGAGGAAACGUUUUGUCGGAAGACUUGCAAUAUCUGUCAGGAUAACGAAACCGGGGAAUGUUCAGACGAUAGCCAACAUACCUUGACAUUUUGCCAAAGGUAUAAAUUGAAUGGAUUGUGUGUUAACAAAGAGGAUGCCUAUCCCAAUACGCAACAUCUUUGUGAAAAGACAUGUGGAACUGGACCAUGUACAGCUGUUGAUGGAGGAUACAGUGCUUUUGGAGAUUGGUCUAAGUGCUCUGCUGAGUGUGACGGAGGAACCCAAACCAGAACCAGACAAUGUAACAACCCCGCUCCCAGGCAUGGUGGUAAAGAGUGUGAAGGGGACGAUUCCGAAACUCAAACAUGUAACGAAGACUGGCCUUGCCCAGAUACGCGUGAUGAAUCCGAAAAAGAAAGUGAUGAUCACGAAGACGCAUUAGUUGAUGGAGGAUACGGUGCUUUUGGAGAUUGGUCUAAGUGCUCUGCUGACUGUGAGGGAGGAACCCAAACCAAAACCAGACAAUGUAACAACCCCGCUCCCAGGCAUGGUGGUAAAGACUGUGAAGGAGACGAUUCUAAAACUCAACCAUGUAACGAAGAUCCUUGCCCAGCUGUUGAUGGAGGAUACAGUGCUUUUGGAGAUUGGUCUAAGUGCUCUGCUGAGUGUGACGGAGGAACCCAAACCAGAACUAGACAAUGUAACGACCCUGCUCCAAGUAAUGGUGGUAAAGAAUGUGAAGGAGACGAUUCCGAAACUCAAACAUGUAACGAAGACCCUUGCCCAGUUGAUGGAGGAUACAGUGCUUUUGGAGAUUGGUCUAAGUGCUCUGCUGAGUGUGACGGAGGAACCCAAACCAAAACCAGACAAUGUAACGACCCUGCUCCCAGGCAUGGUGGUAAAGACUGUGAAGGAGACGAUUCCGAAACUCAAGCAUGUAACGAAGACCCUUGCCCAGUUGAUGGAGGAUACAGUGCUUUUGGAGAUUGGUCUAAGUGCUCUGCUGACUGUGAGGGAGGAACCCAAACCAAAACCAGACAAUGUAACGACCCUGCUCCCAGGCAUGGUGGUAAAGACUGUAAAGGAGACGAUUCUAAAACUCAAACAUGUAACGAAGAUCCUUGUCCAGAUUAUGAUGCAAAUUGUAGAGAUAGAUUUAACGCCAGAUCUUGUGCUUUUAUUUUUAAUGGAAAGAGGUGCCAACAGAGCGGAGACAAAUGCCGAAAAACAUGCAAAAUCUGUACAGAUUUAAAAUACAAGCCAGUUUAUGAUGAGAAUUGUAAAGAUACUUACAGCCCUUCUUUUUGUGGAAAUUGCCAAAAAGGGUACCGACAAUACUGCUUGAAAACAUGCAAAAUCUGUACAGAUAUACCUGAGAAGAAAAAAGACAAGCCAGUUAAUGAUGAGUUUUGUGACGAUAGACUUGACGCCGGUUCUUGUUCUUCAGUUUUACGUGCCGGGAAUUGCCAACGGACGGGAAAAUACUGCCAGAAAACAUGCAACAUGUGUACAAAUACGAGUGAUAAAUCCGAAAAAUCUGAUACUGAAGAGAAAUUACCUGAAAAUGAUAGUGAUGAUAACGAAGACGCUAGAAAAAAUGAUACAGAAGACGAUACUGAGAAUGAAAUUGAUGAUAACGAAGACGCUAAAACAGAUGAUACGGAAGACGAUACUGAGACAGAAAGUGAUAAAAAACCUGAAGACAAACCUAAGGAGAAAGAAAACGAGCCAGUUUGUGAUAAGGAAUGCUUUAAUAAAUGGCCGAGGUCAUUAUGUUCUUCAGUUUUACGUGGCGGUAAUUGCCAACGGAUGGGAAAAAACUGCAAGGAAACAUGCACAACCUGUACAAGGUGUAAAGGCGAUACGAAUCGAAGAUCAAACGUUGCGUGGUUAUCAAAUGGUGAGAAAGUCGAAUUACAAAGGGAAUUAGAAAGUGGAUCUUGUGAGGACUUUGACCCCCUUUGUAAGGACAAAGAAAUAGCUUCGCAGUGCGAUGAAGAUUCUACGUUACAAAAGAUCUGUCCAGCAAGUUGUGGACAAUGUGUGAUCCGGUUACAAAGUGAUGAUGCUGACGAAACUAAGGAAGAUGAUAACGGGAAGGAAAGUGAUGAUGCUGACGAAACUAAGGAAGAUGAUACUGGGAAGGAAAGUGAUGAUGCUGACGAAACUAAGGAAGAUGAUACUGGGAAGGAAAGUGAUGAAGAUGCUGAAGAAGAUAUUAAGACUUGUGAACUUAACAGUGAAGAUAACCAUCCCGAUAAAACAGUGUGUGGUAAAUGGAAAUCAUACGGAUUUUGCGAACGUUAUAAAUCAGUGAGGGAUUACGAUUGUAAGAAGACAUGCUGUUAUUUUAAAGAGAAACCUAAAAAGAAGGAAAAAGACGAGCCUGUUUAUGAUAAGAACUGUAAAGAUUAUCUACCGGCGACAGUUUGUGCUAACCAGAAUUGCAAAAGAAACAGUAGUUACAAAAAAUUGUACUGCAAGAAAACAUGCAAAACCUGCACAAGUGAGAAAAAAGUCGAAUUACAAAGCGAAUUACAAAGUGAAUUACAAAGUGGAUUACAACGUGGAUUACAAAGUGGAUCUUGUCAAGACUUUGACCCUCUUUGUAAUGAAAAAGAAAUAGCUUCGCUGUGCGAUGAUUCUGAAUUACAAAAGAUUUGUCCAGCAACUUGUGGACAAUGUAGCUAUGAGAAUAAUGGACAGUGCAAGGACAAGAGAGAGGCAUGUAAAACUGAUGAAUUGCGGGAGUUUUGUUAUCACCCAAAUGUGAAAGACCUCUGUCCGCUAUCUUGUGGACAAUGUGGUAUGUAAUUGUUAUUAAAUUAUAAAUUCAUUUUGUGAUUACUUUAUUCGUUAAUUAGUGAGUAGUUAGUACAAUAAUGAGUCAUGAAAACUGAAAAGGAGCUAGCUGACAUUUUUCAUCGUAUGGGCUAACUAAUAAGUAUUAUUAUAUAUAACCAUAUAUAAUAUUAUAUAUAGUUCUUGCUUCAAUGACUCAGAUAAUAAAUUACCAUUUUUGAAUGAGUAGCAAACAAUCCAGAGAUUUUAUUGAAUAUGAACUAUUUUAUGUGUCAAAUUGUAAUUAUGUAAAAAUGUAAAUAAAAUUUAAAUAAAAAUGCAAAUAAAAUGUAAAUGUAUAUAUUGUAUAUAAA